AAAAAAAAAUGGAGAUUAAAAACACUGAAAAAGAAAAGAUAAAAAGAUAGAAAGUAGGUUAAAUAAAGAAAUAAAAGAUGGUACAGAAAUUUAUCGAGAACAAUAAACAAUCAAAGUGCGGAAGAAAGCUUGGGGAGGUCUUUCUAAUAUUUUACACUGGCAGUGGCGGUGGUUAAUCAUCAAGAGCUCUCUUUUUUAUGCAAGCGUGCAGGGUUCUGAGCUAAAAAGACGGAGAGAGUUGAACAAAAGGCCCAAAUUCAAUAAAAGUUGGGAGUGGAAAGCUCGAAUGGAGAGCGGACUACUAAAAGUACACAUAAUCUGAAAUGGGUAUCUUUCUCCUGCCACUUUUAGCUGUGUUCGCUCUUUCUCUGAGGGCUGUUUCUGCUGCUCUGACUAGGGUUUGAAUGGGUAUUUAUUAUGCUGAAAUCGAUGUUCUUUGUGUAAUUGACUGCUUCCAUGGUCUUUUCCCAGCUCUCCUUUGAACUGUCCUUUUUAAUUCCUGUCUUGGUUGGGCUUCCUUUGUGUAAUUUGGUACUUCCAAGUUCAGUGGUAGCUUUGGAAACGGUAGCUUUUAAAGUUGCCUGAUCUUUGGUACUUUGUUUCAGUGUUUUUGCGUUUUUGAGCUCAAAAUUUGAUGUGGGUCUUUCUUGUUUACUGCUGCUGAGCUGUUUUUCUUCGUGUUAAUUCCACAUGGUUGCCUGAUAUUCUCGUCUUUUGGGUGGAAAUGCAUCGUAGGGGACCGGAUUCGAUACUAUUGAGCUUUUUAGGAAUAUCUUAAGACCAAUGUGUGAAGCUUCUUAUAUAUUUAUCUGGGCUACUAGCUUUUUAUUGAGGGUGGUCAAUUUCUGAAGUUUUUGUUAGAUUCUCCAAAGAUUGUUUGCCGGUUGUUUGAAAAUAAUUCUAAGAGAAAGGUAUUUACCACUGGCUGCUUUUGGCAUUCUUGUCGAGGAGAGAUGGACAUGGGUGGCAAGGAUAAAUUUGAGCUAGAAAACAGGAAUGAGAAUCCUAUGAACUAUGUACCUAGUAUGUCAGAUUGGCGAUUUGGCAGUGCCAAUCUCGCAAAUAGAUCUACCGGUUUGGCUCCCAUGGGAAAUCUGAUGGCUGUUAGCAAAGGAGACCUAAUUGGAUCUUCCCCUUGUUCAUCUACUUCAAUGGUGGACUCAUUUGGCCAAAUCCUUUGGGACCAUAACUCCAAUUCGGAAAACUUGGGAUUUUAUGACAUUGCCGUCCAGAACAACGCAAGCAUUUCAGAAAGGAUAGGAAAGGCAAAAGCUAGUCCGGCCUCUUUAAGAAGUAUUGAUACAUCAUUUGAUAUGGGUUGGAAUCCAACAAGUUCAAUGUUGAAAGGGGGUAUUUUCUUGCCGAAUGCAGCUGCCAUGCUCCCACAGAGCUUAUCUCAAUUCCCAGCAGAUUCUGCGUUCAUUGAGCGUGCUGCUAGGUUCUCAUGCUUCAACGGUGGUAAUUUUAGCGGUAUGAUGAGCCCUUAUGGGAUUCCUGAAUCAACGGGUCUUUAUUCUAGGGGCGGGGGGCUCAUGCAGGGGACGCAAGAGGCUUUUGUUGGCAAUGGGUUGAAAUCAGUUUCUGGUGGGCAGUCUCAAAAGAAUGAGCAGAGUGGGGGUGACGCUUCCAAAGAUGUUCCUUUGUCUAUUGAGCAUGGGGAUACUGAAGGGAGCCUAGUAAAGGAUGAGAGAAAAAGUGAGAGCCUUUUGAGAUCUCAUGAUGAAGCAAAACAAGGCAUUGGUCAGUCUGGUAAUGAUUCUGAUGAAGCUGAGUUUAGCGGUGCUGGUGAUCAAGAUGAGCCAUCGGUGUUGGAGGGUACAGGUGGGGAACCUUUUGCAAAGAGACUUGACUCAAAGAAAAGGAAAAGAAGUGGGCCGGAUACUAAACUUGAUCUAGCCAAUGGUGCUCCACAACAAUAUGGUGAAUCUGCAAAGGAUGACGCUGAAAUUCAACAAAAGGGAGACCAAAACCCAACUUCAACUACUAGCAAGAGCUCUGGUAAACAUGGUAAACAGGGUUCUCAACCUUCAGAUCCACCAAAAGAAGAAUAUAUUCAUGUCAGAGCUCGAAGGGGCCAGGCAACAAAUAGCCAUAGUCUUGCAGAAAGAGUAAGAAGAGAAAAGAUCAGUGAAAGGAUGAAGUUUCUUCAAGACCUUGUACCUGGUUGCAAUAAGGUCACUGGUAAAGCGGUGAUGCUGGACGAAAUCAUUAACUAUGUACAAUCACUGCAACGACAGGUUGAGUUUUUGUCAAUGAAACUUGCUACUGUGAAUCCACGGCUAGAUUUUAAUAUCGAAGGGCUCCUGGGAAAAAAUAUCCUUCAGACAAGAGCAGGGUCUGCACAAGGAUUUUCACCGGAUAUGUCUGUGGCUUGUCCUCUACUACUUCCAUCUCAACAAAGACUUAUUCAAGCUGGUCUUCCUGGCAUGGGAAGCUCAUCUGAUUUGCUUCGAAGAACCAAUGACACACAGCUGUCACCCAUGGCUGGAGCAUUCAAGGAUCCUACACAGCUACCUAAUGUCUGGGAGGAUGAGCUCCACAAUGUUGUCCAGAUGAGCUAUGGAACCAGUACUCCCCUCAAUAGCCAAGAUGCAGAUGGCUCUUUGCCACACAGCCAUAUGAAAGUUGAACCUUGAUUACUGUUUUUGGAUUUAAGCCAUAGUACCAUGACGGCCUCAAGGAAAUAACAAAGCUCACGAGGUUUCAUCUUCCAUUAUUAAAGAUUUAACAUCAACAUAUUUGCUUCAAGUUCUUUGUGUUUAAGUGAGAUGCUACUAGCCUGGUGUAGAAAGUUUGAAGGGCCCCUCUUUUCGGAUUCUCAGAGAUAUGAUCAACCACAGCUGUUACUCUUCUGAAGUGUUAAAUAGCAUACAAUAUCCACAAGUGAGAAUCCUAUAUUCACAAUAGUAGGUUUGGUUCCCGACUUUAAGGAUGUUUUUGGAUCAGGGAUGUAACAGGCUAAGAGGGAUGCUCAUAGUCAUAUAUAGGCUUUUCAUAUGGUUAUGAAAUUGGCUGGGUGCAUUUUGUUAGAAAGAUUGCGAGGGAAAAACAUAGUAAUGUUUUCUCCAGUUUAGUUAGAGGCUGUUUGUUUUAAUCAUGUACUAACAGAUGUAAUUUUGUUUUUCCCUUCUAAUUCCAUUCUUUCACCGA
Messenger RNA from Corylus avellana, 3150 nucleotides. Its product is annotated as basic helix-loop-helix (bHLH) DNA-binding superfamily protein. The record is from RefSeq and is a predicted model, not a curated record. Gene Ontology annotation, biological process: regulation of DNA-templated transcription. Lineage: Eukaryota; Viridiplantae; Streptophyta; Magnoliopsida; Fagales; Betulaceae. Gene Ontology annotation, cellular component: nucleus. Gene Ontology annotation, molecular function: DNA-binding transcription factor activity; protein dimerization activity.